Tribolium madens (black flour beetle) is the source of this 1077-nucleotide messenger RNA. RefSeq names its product platelet-activating factor acetylhydrolase IB subunit beta homolog (gene Paf-AHalpha). The record is from RefSeq and is a predicted model, not a curated record. Bases 129 to 806 code for a protein of 225 amino acids. Lineage: Eukaryota; Metazoa; Arthropoda; Insecta; Coleoptera; Tenebrionidae. The transcript has 3 exons.
GUAGAUUCCGCGCCGUUUGCACGGUUGGUUAGUUUUUUGACGUUCAGAAAUGUCAUUUUUAUAAAUUUUUAAUUUGCGAUAUUAGUGGCUUUAAUCGUAAACUCAUUCCCGUACAUUUUUUUACAAAGAUGAAUACGUGUAAAUUGGCCGUACCUGUCGAUGACAGUGACGGUGACCACCGAUGGAUGAGUAUCCACAAACGUUUCAUCUCAGAGUCGCGAGAGAAAGACGCCGAUGUGGUUUUUGUUGGCGAUUCGAUCGUGCAAGCUUUACAACACACUGAAGUGUGGAACGAACUUUUUGCUCCUUUACAUUGUUUAAAUUUCGGUAUCCACAGAGACAAGAUCGAGAACGUCCUCUGGAGGAUUCAAAACGGCGAACUCGAUAACGUAAAACCCAAAGUUAUAGUUCUUCACGUCGGUACUAACAACCACGCAAAUACUCCUGAAGAAAUCACUGAAGGAAUUUUAGAAAUAAUCAGUACAAUAAGAGAACGACACCAUGAUGUUUAUAUCGUAGUUCCCACAUUGUUACCUAGGGGGCAGCACCCCAACAAACUGAGGGAGCGCAUGGCUCAGGCCAAUGAGCUCCUCAAAAGCAAAUUAGUCAAUUUACCCAAAGUGGAAUUGGUUGUGAUCGAUAAAGGCUUUGUACAAUCAGACGGGACAAUAAGUCACCACGACAUGCAUGAUUACCUCCUGCUCACUAACGCCGGCAGCAGGAAAGCCUUUGAGCCAGUUCAUGACUUACUUCUCCAAUUGCUCAGUGAAGGAGAACCCGAAAGAGAUCUCACACCAUCGGAAUAAAGUUCAAAUGCCUUUUUAUUCGCUUGUUUAGAUUAAGCUCAGGCUCUUUGCCUUAAGUUUUGUUUUUGAAUCUCAUGUGAUAAUAAGGUUAAAAACAUUGUAAAUUUUUUUCACAUUCCGAAUUUAUUUUUUCCUAUUAAUAGGAAGUCGCUAUUUAUUUAUGCUAGUUUAAGGUACUUUAAGAAGAACUGUUUAGUUGUGAUAAUUGCUAUUCUUAUUAUUUCUAUACAUACCUAUAAAAUUGGAAUAAAAUUUGCAUCAAAAGUAAAAA